Messenger RNA from Bacillus rossius redtenbacheri, 4389 nucleotides. Its product is annotated as espin-like. Bases 2723 to 4363 code for a protein of 546 amino acids. The transcript is spliced from 11 exons. The record is from RefSeq and is a predicted model, not a curated record. Lineage: Eukaryota; Metazoa; Arthropoda; Insecta; Phasmatodea; Bacillidae.
AUUAUAAAUGUUCGUUUAUUAUGAAAGUAAGUGCACUCAUGCAAAAUAUAAAUCUGUAUAUUUACAUGAAAACAACUGUAUCAUUACAAAAUUAAUGAUUUAUGCUGUCCCAGUACCUCCAAUAGUUAAAGUUAUUUGCAAACCGUUCCCUAAAUACGAAAAUAACCAUAGUCAUGUGUUGAACACAGUUACAAUAUCUUUCUUGCAGUAUUACAAACUGUUUCUUGGAAACUUUUGUCGCUUCUGUGCACGAAUUUAAUGCAUUUUCCGCAUAAGCAACAGUAAAUGGAAUGCGACCAGUGGCGGAUCCAAGGGGGGACACCAGGGGUAAGUGCCCCCCCCCCCCACCCCCCGAAAAACCAGUUGUCUGCUAUAUUAAUAUUGCCGACAAAAAGGUUUGUUUCUGCAACCAAUAAAAUAUUUUAAUAUAAUUAAUGAAUUUCUUGUAGAAUCAUAAAAUCUGGUGGUUGGAUGAUAUGUGUAGUGUGAAUAGAUUAAAUACAAAUUUAGUAAUUUUAAGACAUUUUUUCUCUGGCUAUUCUGAAAUCCUAGAGUGCCCCCUCCGAGGUGAACCUCUGGAUCCGCCAAUGAAUGCGACGGUAGGGACUACUGAACUGGAGCGCGAGCGCUGUACUUGUGUCCCGUGUGUCUCUGGUGUUUGCGACCUGGAGUGCCGCUCGAGUCCCGCCAGAAGCGUGCCCCACACGCUGGGAAAUCUGCGCGGUCAACAAGAACGCACGGCGAUUAGCGCGAGUGGGCGAUGGCGAGAUAAGAUAGACAAACCCCGCUAACCGCGACGGUGAUUGGCGAGCGCAGAUAAUCAGUCCGUUGAUCGGCGGAUCGCAGCUCAUCGCGCCUGCCUCGGGAGGUGAGAACCGACUCCUUCGCCGCGGUCAGAGGACUUAUCUGGCGUCAGCGGCCAGUUCUGGCGGGACUGGCGUGUGGGCCCGACCCCACACCUCGUCAUGCCUCGGUCCCAAUCACCUACUGCACCACACAAACUGCACUCCAGGCUAAACAUAUCUUUAAUGGAAUUUUCUUCCUGAAUUACUGUCCGUUUAUGUUAUUUAACAUUAGGCAGGCCUGUGGAAAUAAUUUUAAACAAUCUGGGCACAUACGGUGUGCGCAGAGUUUCAGAAGAAUCCACGCUAUUUGGAAACUGCUCGAGAUAUUUGAGCGGUGACUGUUUACGAAAAGCAUUUAAGAUUACGCUUCGUUUUUAGACUGUAUUUUUAGAAAAGUUAAAAAUUACUAAAAAUGCGUGUUUUCAGAAUAUUUUUUAGACACGAAACACCCGGUACAGAUUCUAGAAAACACUCAAAGGACUUGCAUUGCACCAUUAUCUUCAUUCCUUCUCCAUAUAUCACUCAGUUUUCUUAGUUGUCCUAUGCACAACGAGAAGACUGCGCGCCAAUCCACAGCCUAGCGCUUAGAGGCGAUACCGCGCUAGAAGCACCAGCAAGCGUCGCACUUAUCAUUCAGCCCCACUAACACAAAUACACCCCUGACUAGGCGAAUCCCUUCAGCACAUACGUGUGUCUACCGCGAUUUGAAACUUUACUUUUAUGAUUUUUUAAACAUUCAGACAAAUACUUAUACAGACAGCUCUUUAAUCAGGAACGUUUGAAAAUAGGGCGUUGUCAGAAUAUAAUAUAAAAAAAAUCGAAACCCCACAAAAAUUUCGAACGCGAGAGGUUCAAACGAUGCCGGAUUACCGAAUUUACAAAUGUGAAGAAGGCUCGUACCCAAUUGCAAAGUUAAAUAACCACCAAUAUUCUUCCUUUGGUAACCACCAUGCAUUAACGUGAAAUGUGGUUACGGUCUACGAUGUCACAGCAACGGUAGCCCAUGUGCCUGAAGAAAACUGACCGUCCGGAAGCGAAAAUAGAAAUCUCCGGAGCGACUCAAGUAGGCGAUCUAAUCCGGACAGUGCGUCAGGCGGCUCACCAACUGUCCGGCGAGUCAGUAUCAGUGGGACGCUUUGGUGUUCCCUAUCGCACUCUGUGGUGUGCUCUGUGAUUAAACAUCAGUCACACAUUUUACUUCAAUGCAGCGCUGGGCUUGUCACAACGUGCAUUCUGAGAGUGCAGCUGGACACGUGUCUACUGCGCAUGCCAUUUUAUAAGGUUGAAUGGCAGUAUAUGAGAUACUUCUCGCUGAAAACCUAGCUGACAUUCUGUUUGUAUGCUGCCAACUCUGUAGAAUAGCAUGAGAACACAAGCCCAGAUAACAGGUUUUGGUUUCGUUUUAAAAUAUAUCCAUUGUCACAAAAAUAUUUACAAUUCACUGAUACAAUUUUAUUCUUAUAUUGUUCCAAAAAUUAUUUUAAUUAUUGUCCCUACCAUUGUAAUGCUUUUUUUGUCUUUGUUGAAGGUAGAAUUAACUUGUAAUAUUUAAGUAGGAGAUUAAUUAUUACGUGAAUGUGGCUUAGGGGAAAACUUAUUAAAAUAAUUUUUUUUAAUUACUGAAAUUGAGAUAAGUACUGACGCUGAAAGCUGGAUUCCAGUAGUUUCAUAAGACCGAGUCUCCUCUUAUUUAAAGUUACGUUGGAUUGAUUUGGAGUCAUUUUUACAUUGUCAGUAUUAGGUCUGUACCUGGAGUUUGCAGUGAUUGGCAACAAAAUAACUGACAUUGUUAUUUCGUUAUUUCCCACAGUGUGUACUUCUAUGCAUCGUUCUGCCAGUACAAACGGGAGCUUUUAACGUUGAGUUUCAAGUAAACCAUGGCAAGUGAGGACUGUCACAAAAUUCAAAGGGGGGCCGUAAGGAAUUUGGCCAAAAAGUUCGAAGACGCGGACAAAACAGCAGUAGUAGCGAUCUCAGAACCUGGAAUACAAUUUCGGCAACGUAAUCUGCCUGAAGACGAAAGUUCAAACUUGACAAAAUCUCGUCUCACGCAAAAGUCGCACUCAGACCCAGAGAUCGGACAGAUACAGCUGGGAAAUACGAGUUCUCAAUUUGACGGAACUCCAUUCAAUGUGCUGUCAACACCGCCAGCUGUAGUCUCCUGGAAGUUCUGCGAAUCUCCGAGCGAGGCAGCACCAACACCUAGACUCCGAAGCCCACCACCACGCAGCGCCACGUUCCUGUCAACUCCCGGCGCAGGCGGUCGCAAGUUCCUUCCGCCGCUGAGAACAGCAGCACGUUCGCCCAGAUACCGCACUGAACGUGAACUCGAUGUCACCAAUGCUUUCAACAAAUCUACCAAGUCUUAUGUUCUCGAAAAGUCUACAUGCGAAAAUUAUGGGGGCGGCUCGGUGCGCGAGAUGGCCCUCCGGUUCGACGUGUCUCCGGAGCCGUGGGAGUCGCCGCCCCUCCCUGACGUGGUGCGGGACGCUCAGCCGUCCCCACCUCCGCCGCCACCGCCGCCGCCUCCACCGCCGCCGGCGUCCUCCAGCGGGUACGCCAGCUCGCUGAUGUCGUCCACGACCAGCCUCUCGUCCGCGUCCUGCUCGUCCCCAGAGCCGAGGGCCGCCGACAGGAAGCUGAGGCCUCGCGCCGGGGACGUGUCUGACGGCAGCUGGUCCGGCAUCAUGCGAGAGAUGCAGACGCGCUUCUCCGAGCUGCGGCGCCGCAGGUCGCAGCUGGCGGGGCCGGAAGAGGGGGACAGGUCGGCGGCGCGCUGCCAGCCCGCCGUCACGAGGUCGGCCGCCGGCGUGCAGCGGCCGUCGCGCGACAGAGGCGUUCCUGGUGAAACAGAGAGAGUGGCACGCUUCUCUGUGAUGUCAGAGUUGAACGACAGACUGCAACUCAGGAGGGGUCGAGAGCAAGAGACGGGAGGGACGCUGCCUCGCGCCAGGAAGAGGACUGGAGGGCUCGUGGAGGCCGCUUCGCGCGGAGUCGCCGGCAGCUACGAGCAUCUCCCAGUCCCGGAGGAGUCCUCCUCCGCCAGUGGGCCGGCGGCGGGCUGCACCCGCCCCGGAGUCUCCCCUGGUCGUCGCGCCCCCGCCGCCGUCGGCCAGCUAGUGGCUCAGAGAGGUUCGGCAGCCAGGAGCCAGCAGGCUGGUACACCAGGAGCCUUCAGAGGCGUGGUAGCCACCGGCCAGCCAAGUGGUUAUCGUCUCUCCGUGGGCGCCGGGCAACCGGUGGCUUCCAGGCAGCCGACUGACUACCAUCUCUCUGUGGGCGCCGGGCAAUCGGUGGCUUCCAGACACCUGGGAGCCAGCAGCCAGCCGCCUGGCAGCGAUGACCAGCCGACUCCAGUGGCUCGCCAGGCCCCCUGCAGGCCUGCGCGCCGCCCCGUCUCCGUGGCCUGGAGCACGGCGCCUCUGUCCUGGCUAGCAGAGGAAGGUGUCCUGGCGAGGCGCUGGGACGGCCGCGCACGAGGGGAAUCCACGCCCCACAGGCCGGGCGGGCCCCAGUGAGCAGGGACUGCGGCGCACGGCGCGGU